This is a messenger RNA of Aedes aegypti (yellow fever mosquito), 2290 nucleotides long. It is a transcript of the gene AspRS-m, whose product is annotated as aspartate--tRNA ligase, mitochondrial. The transcript is spliced from 6 exons. Gene Ontology annotation, molecular function: aspartate-tRNA ligase activity; ATP binding; nucleic acid binding. Gene Ontology annotation, biological process: aspartyl-tRNA aminoacylation. Lineage: Eukaryota; Metazoa; Arthropoda; Insecta; Diptera; Culicidae. Gene Ontology annotation, cellular component: cytoplasm; mitochondrion. Bases 154 to 2202 code for a protein of 682 amino acids. The record is from RefSeq and is a predicted model, not a curated record.
UCAGGCGUGUUGUUGUGAAAGUGCGAUGGAUUUGCGAUUAUCACAUUCAAUAUUUUCACAGAAUUUCACAAAAUCUUAGUGAUUAAUUAGUUAAUAAUUAUUACAUUAAUUUGACUAACAUCAGAAGUUAGUAGAGAGUAUUGGAAGGUAAGAAUGAUAUCUACUUUAUUUUACAAGAGUGCGGUUGCGACCCAACCAGCGCGUUACGUGCUGAUGGCUUCACACGGCAUUGGACCUGGUUCCUGGAUUAGCCGGUUUUGGCGGAACAAUCAGAGGAACAUCUCGGUGAUUGAACAAGGAAUAAAAGACAGUAAGCUGCCGCGUUUGUGCCACACAAAAACUUAUCAGAAACUAACACGGAAUGUUUCCGGGAAUGUAGUUAGCCUUGAUCUGGAACGAAUGGUUGACUCAACGGAAGAUUGUUCAGUGAAUAAGUUCACUAAUAGAACACAUAACUGCGGAGAACUUCGAACUAGCCAUGUGGACCAGGAGAUAGUAAUCUGUGGAUGGUUGGAGUUUUCCAGACUGAAUAAGUUUUUCACGCUUAGAGAUGGCUAUGGAAGCACCCAGAUAUUUAUUCCGGAUGAAUUGGCUGCCGAAGUAAACCUGAACAAUAUACCGUUCGAAAGCAUUUUGAGGGUGGAAGGUAAAGUGGUGAAACGACCUAAAGGUCAGGAGAAUCCGCGUUUGCCAACCGGAGAAGUGGAAGUCGUUCUUGGAAAUGUGGAAGUACUGAAUAAAGCCAGAAAUCGGUUGCCCAUCGAUAUCAAAGAACAUAACAAGGCAAAGGAAAACCUUCGACUAGAAUUUCGGUACAUCGACCUGAGAAGUACGCAAUUGCAGCGUAGUUUGAGACUGCGGUCACAGAUCAUAAUGAAAAUGCGCGAAUACAUGAUCAAUCAGUGUGGGUUCGUGGAGGUUGAAACUCCAACGCUUUUCCGGAGAACACCAGGGGGGGCUCAAGAAUUUGUAGUCCCAACGCGAAAACCUGGCCAUUUCUAUUCCUUGGUGCAAAGUCCUCAGCAGUUCAAGCAGAUGUUGAUGUCUGGAGCAAUCGAUCGGUACUUCCAAAUUGCUCGCUGCUAUCGAGAUGAGGCAACACGACCUGAUCGUCAACCGGAAUUCACCCAACUCGAUAUCGAGCUUUCUUUUACUGAUCGAGACAAAAUCAUGACCCUAUUAGAAGGCGUGCUUGCUAGUUCAUGGCCUGUAAACGGCGAACCAUUGAAGGUUCCGUUUCAACGCAUAACCUACGCUGAAGCCAUGAACCGUUUCGGGAUAGACAAGCCAGACACUAGGUUUGAGUACGAGCUGCAAGAUGUUGGUGGCCACAUAAAACUGAAUCCAAAUCUGACACGUGGACUUGACGAGCAGAUCUUUGGGGCUUACGCAAUCGUUGCUAGGAAUCCUCACAGCGCAGCACCAACAUCACUGAAGAAAACAUUGGAAACCGUUUCGAAGGAGCACAAAAACUGCCGAUUCGUGUUGAGCGCAGUUACAGAUAAUUGGCUGAAGUCAUCGAUCGUUAAUUUACUGGGAGAUGAAGUUGCUAGAAAGCUUCAAAAUCAUCUAACUCUUCAACCCGGAGAUUUACUUCUACUAGGAUUUGGAAGUCGCUUAGAAACGCAAAAUCUAAUGGGCCGCAUUCGGUUGGCAUUUUACGACAGUUUGGAAUCCCGAAAUCUUGUCCCGUUGCGAUCUUCAACCGAUCAAAAGUUUCUCUGGGUGUACGACUUCCCUAUGUUCGCGCCGAAUGAGGAAACCGGCCAUCUGGAAAGCGUUCAUCAUCCCUUUACAGCUCCGCAUCCCGAAGAUUUUCCCAAAUUGCACGAGAAAACUGACCUCCAGGUAAUUCGUUCGCAGUCGUUUGAUCUGGUUUGGAACGGAGUCGAGAUUGGUGGGGGAUCGGUUCGAAUUCACGACGGAGCUCUGCAAAAGAUGGUCUUGGAUGAGGUUUUGCAGAUCGAGCACGCCCAUUUGCAACAUCUGUUGGAUGCGUUGGAGUGUGGAUGUCCACCGCAUGGAGGUUUCGCGGUAGGACUGGACCGGUACAUUGCACUUUUAUGCAGUGCACCAUCGAUCCGUGAUGUGAUUGCAUUUCCCAAGUCGUCCGAUGGGAAGGAUCCGCUUUCGAAGGCACCCGUACCGAUUAGUGAGGAGGAGAAAAAGUUGUAUCACAUUCGAACGGUUGAUGUAAGUUAACGGAUUCUGUUUGAGAUAAAAGUGAGUAUAUAAUCAUUGUUAACUAGUCCAAAUACGAUAAUUGAAUAAGAUUACUGUUUCGAUAGAC